AUGCUCCAAAACGUUACUGCUCAACAGCUCAGUGUUGAAUGUAACCCGAAUGUGGUUCACAAUGUCUGCACUCAUUGUGAGUUUAAUUUAUGACUUAUUCCAUUUUGUUUUGAUAAUUUUGGCACGGAUUUCAGUAAAUUAUAAGUAGCAACUAUAACAACAUGAUUUUUUAUAUAAAAGAAAUGAAAAAUCCCUUUUAGAUGACUUUUACUCAACUCACAGAGAGCCGUUUUGUUGCCCAUACGAACCGUCAGUCUGUUGUUACCGUGUCCCCACCGUGAUCUUGCUUUCCUUGUUCGCGGGCUGUGGCUUGGCUAUUGUGUUCUUAUUCGGGUGGAUUUCAACUUGUUGUGCUAAUUGUUGCGCUAGAAGACAAACCAAAUAA
Bursaphelenchus okinawaensis is the source of this 385-nucleotide messenger RNA. NCBI's taxonomy places the organism in Eukaryota, Metazoa, Nematoda, Chromadorea, Rhabditida, Aphelenchoididae. The record is from the annotation of a GenBank genome assembly.